AUGGCCAAUCGUCUUCCUGUUGUCGCACUAGUUGCAUUGGGCUUGCUCGUUGCGAUUAGCCUAGAUUCCCUGUAUGGCCUCCUUUACCGAAAUGGCUACUUUCAUGCUUUGAUCCGACUUCGUGACCAGGGGCCGCAUUAUCUCCCAGGAUCGUACUCGCCCAUUCUCACCCGCUACGUUCGAAUACCGCCCUUGGACAAAGUACUGACCCUAGCUACCGUCAUGUUUGCUAAUGUCACUGAUGGUUCUCGGCCUCAGCUUUCGCUGUACGCCGUCCAAUUCGGCGGUCAAUUUUUUGGCGUUCUUGCCGUAAUUAUUCUCGAAUCCCUUCGAAGCGGCAACCAGCGUAAUGCGCUUCGUUUUGCUUCGGUGUGGGGUUGUGCCAUGCAGAUGGCUGCAUACGGCUUCGUCAUGCCCGUCUAUUGUAUAGUCCACCUGAUCACAUCGCCCACUUCCCAGGGAAUCAGCCCGGCAGUUCACAAAGCAAUACGAGUUUCAGAACUGGCGACUGUACGAGCCUUGCCUUUAGCCCUUACCGCCGGCUACAUCCUACCAGCGAUUUUGAUGGCAUGGCCCUUCUCCUCAAACAGCCUUCACCAAUGGUUUGGCGGCCUCUGGCAAGGAUGUCCCAUUUGGACAGUGAUUUUUCAGAAUGUUCUCACUGAAUGGAUCCCAAUAUGCAGGGGAGUUCAGGGGAAAAGAGCUCGAUCUUCCUCAGCGGUCCCAUGCUCUCAAGGGGAUAGCGUCAGCCAACGGCAAGACUUCUCCCGUGUCUAUUAUUUCGCCUUCAUGGCCUGUUUCAUCUCUCAUUUGGGGCCCCUCAUUCUCAUCGGAAGUUGCUCACUAUAUCCUGGCGCCUUUUCUCCGUAUCUACGGGAUAGCUGGACGAUCUCAAGUGUCUUCGUGCCGUCGCCACCCCGCCCGACAACGCCCAUGGAAUCCAUGGCUUCUGCAAUGCAUCAACUCCUCCACUAUGAUCAGUACAUCGGAUCAGCAGCAUGCUUGAUCUGGUCAAUUACUCUAUACGCGAACGCGAGCAUAACUCCCAUGACCAAAAAGGCUUGGGCUACUCUGAUGUUUGAAAUUGUUUGUCUUUGUCUGCUGGCAGGGCCUAUUGGGGCAGUGCUGUGCUUGAUGUGGAACCGUGAUGAUGCGGUGCUUAAAAAACGCCGCUACAUUGAUUGA
Molecule: messenger RNA, 1185 nt
Organism: Ilyonectria robusta
Lineage: Eukaryota; Fungi; Ascomycota; Sordariomycetes; Hypocreales; Nectriaceae
Exons: 2
Coding region: 1-1185 (394 amino acids)
Source: RefSeq, a predicted model, not a curated record